GCCAAAACCCCUGGAAUUCAGAUAGCAAAUGCUAUGCUCCUUAAACCUUUCCGGUAAAGCUCUUGCUUGCUCGCCGAUUCCGCCUGUUGCCACCAUAAAUCCAGCGAAGGCGGCCUCGUUUCAUCGUUUGCGUUCAAUCCUGGCGUCUGAGAACACGAUUUCGAUGCGGGUUUGAUCUUUGUCAGGGGUUUCUCCGUCCGAUUCCAUCCAUUUUCGUUGCCAUUUGGACCGGAUUCAGCUCUAGUUCGGGAGAAAAGGAAUUGACUGAGUUGAACUCUGACAGGGGAACGGUUCUUGACAUGGACGACUACAUGGACCCCUACGAGGAGGCCGAGGCCGAGGCCGCCGCGGAAGCCGCCGGCUUGGCGGACCCCGCCGCUGAGGUCUCCUCCGACCCCGAUGAGGACGACUCGGAGGCGGAGAGCGACUACGAGGAGAAGUCGUACGGCCUCCUCAGGUCUGGCAACCACCGGGUGCGCAAUCCGGACGGCACCUUCCGCUGCCCCUUCUGCCCUGGCAAGAAGAAGCAGGGCUACAAGCUCAAGGACCUCCUCCAGCACGCCGACGGCAUUGGCGCCUCCAGCAAGCACCGCCGCCACGGCCGCGAGCGCGCCUUCCACCGUGCUUUUGCCCGCUUUGUCCGCACCGAUCCGUCCUUCGCGGAUGAACUUGCCACUAUCACUGGCAUUGCUGGUGCUAUUGCAACUGACACUGCUAAUGCUAAUGGCAGUGCCAGUGCCAACGGGAAGGCCAAAGCCAGUGUUGGUACUGCUGGAUCCAGUUCCGCGGCCGUGACUGUGGGACGACCACAGGAGGUUGAGAAGUAUGCUUGGCCGUGGACUUUUGUUCUUGCAGCCGGAGCAGGGUUCAACGCUGACGACUUUGCUGGUAGAGUGGCCAUGUUUAGCUUGGUUGAGGUUGUGCCUUUGUUUGUCGAUGAGAUGGAAGGCAUGGAAACCUUUGCAAUUGUGAGGUUUACCAAUGAUUGGAGUGGAUUUAAUGAUGCACUCACACUUGAGAACCAUUUCAACGUGAAUAAGCUUGGCAAGAAGGAAUGGGAGACAAGGAAUAGUGGUGCAGGUGCUGUGGAGGGGGAGGGCGGCGAAUCCGAGGUUGAGGUUUAUGGGUGGCUUGCCCGAGAGGGGGACUAUAAUGCAGCGAGCGUGGUGGGAAGGUUAUUGAGGAAGCAUACCAACCUGAAAACAAUAGAUGAGGUCUCCAAGAUCGAGUCAGAGAGGUCAGGGAAGGUGGUGGCAACACUGGCAUCUCAGAUCGAGGCAAAGAACCGAUACUUGCAGGAUUUGGAGACAAAGAAGAAUGCAACAGAAUUUUCCAUUGCUCGACUUGAGGAGGACAAUAGGAAGCUGCAUGAGGCAUACAAUGAAGAAAUGCGCAAUCUUCAUCGCAGGGCUCGUGAAAAUGCUCUGAGGAUUUUCCAAGACAAUGAAAACUUGAGGCUUGAAUUAGAAAAUAAGAGAAAACAACUGAAUUCACGAGCUAAGCAACUCGAAAAGCUGUCAGCUGAGAAUGCUAGUGACAGGAAGAAACUCAAUGAUGAGAAGCAGAAGGCAAAAGAUGAUAAUAGUGAACUUGAGCUAGCUAGUAUAGAGCAGCAGAGGGCUGAUGAAGAUGUUCUGAAGCUGUUGGACGAACAGAAGAGGGAAAAGGAAGAUGUACUUGCAAGAAUGCUUCAGCUGGAAAAGGAGCUGCAUGAGAAGCAGCAACUUGAGCUCGAAGUAACACGGUUGAAUGGUACUCUCCAAGUGAUGAAACAUUUGGAGGGAGACGAUGAUGGGGAUAUUCAUGAGAAGAUGGAGAAGCUGAGUGAAAGAUUAGAGCAUGAAAAGAAGCGGCUGGAAGAGUUGAGCGGAGAUCUUGUGACGAAAGAGCGUGAAAGUAACGAUGAGUUACAACAGGCCCGAAAAGAAUUGAUAGCGGGCUUGGAGAACGAGCUAAAUGGGCGGACAGCUAUUGGGGUCAAAAGAAUGGGAGAACUUGAUGAAAAGCCAUUUCAAAAUGCUUGCAAGAAAAAAUUUGGAAAUGAUGAUUACCAGACCAAAGCUGCAGAGCUGGUCUCAAGUUGGCAGGAGGAAAUAAAGAAGCCAUCCUGGCAUCCUUUUAAGAUGAUUAUUCAGGCUGAUGGAGAAAAUAAGGAAAUUAUAGAUGACGAUGAUGCAAAACUGAAGUACUUGUGGCUUGAAUAUGGCGACGAUGUAUGCAAUGCGGUGAAGACCGCCCUGAUUGAGAUAAAUGAGUACAACCCCAGUGGACGGUAUGUCGUGCCUGAGCUCUGGAACUUGAGGAAAGGCCGGAAGGCCACCAUAAAGGAGGUGCUGAAGUACCUGUUCGGGCAGAUGGAGACGACGACCAAGCGCAGGAGGGGCUGAGGCGCCCUGGGCCGUGUCACCACCGAGCCAACUAGUUGUGCAUGCGCGCCAUUGGUGCUGUUGCAGAGCCCUGUGCUGCCCCCCCCCCUCCUGCUAUAGGAGAUGUAUCCUGUGAAUUCUGUUUGUUUAGCGACAUCAUAAGUGUUCGUGAUCCAGGCCUGGGUAUGCAUCACGUUCUCAUCUGCAUGUGGUUGCUCCCGUCCUAAUACACUGAUGCGAUCACUGAACUUAAUAAUACCCACCCAUGGCUUUCGUGCU
Phragmites australis (common reed) is the source of this 2645-nucleotide messenger RNA. RefSeq names its product factor of DNA methylation 1-like. The record is from RefSeq and is a predicted model, not a curated record. NCBI's taxonomy places the organism in Eukaryota, Viridiplantae, Streptophyta, Magnoliopsida, Poales, Poaceae. The transcript has 7 exons. The coding region runs from base 300 to 2387 and encodes 695 amino acids. Gene Ontology annotation, biological process: gene silencing by siRNA-directed DNA methylation.